AUGCAGCAACUAUUUCAAGGUGAUAUUCAACGAAAAGGUUGGGAUUAUUCGCGAACAGGUCAGUCACUGAGAGUUCUUCCUACAAUUCCCACACUUUGCGAUUUUGAACGCGCAAAGCUAAGUCAGAGAUUUUCGAAGCAUCUCCUCCUAACAAACACCGCUAUUAGCUUCACUCAAAUUGGUACUGCUGACGUCAUGCAGCAACUAUUUCAAGGUGAUAUUCAACGAAAAGGUUGGGAUUAUUCGCGAACAGGUCAGUCACUGAGAGUUCUUCUUACAAUUCCCACACUUUGCGAUUUUGAGCGCGCAGUUGAAUCGCAGCGACAAACUCGCAUGGCAGCCAUUGGAUUUGUGAUGGGACCAAUGCUACACGGUUUCUACCGCGUUCUGGACUCGAGGCCAUUUACUGGUGGGCGGCGAAAAGUCGUGAUGAAGAAACUAUGCUGCGAUGCAAUUUGUAUGCCGAUAUUUUCGUGCACGUUUAUGACA
Ostertagia ostertagi is the source of this 489-nucleotide messenger RNA. NCBI's taxonomy places the organism in Eukaryota, Metazoa, Nematoda, Chromadorea, Rhabditida, Trichostrongylidae. The record is from the annotation of a GenBank genome assembly.